AUGAUGCAGGACAUAUGGGCGACCGGAAUACAGUGGGAUGACCCGAUUACCGAAGAGAUACAAAUGCAGUGGAAGCAGUGGAUUGGACUUAUCCCAAAGCUGAGCACUCUUCGUGUACCCCGUUGCUACCUCAAGGGAGCGCGAGAGAACAGCUACUCCAUGUUGCAGAUUCACACAUUUGUCGAUGCAAGCCAGUCUGCGUACUCAUGCGCAGUGUAUUUUCGAGUAGAUACACCAGAAGGUCCAGCCGUUAGCCUUGUAGCAGCGAAAUCCAAAGUUGCUCCUCUGAAGAUGCUGACGAUACCUCGGCUCGAACUCCAAGCUGCAGUUCUGGGAUCUCGUCUGCUCAACAGUGUAUUAGCAAUGCACUCCCUCUCUGUGACGAAGCGUGUCCUGUGGUCCGACUCCAAUACCGUCCUCGCCUGGAUUCGGUCAGACCAGCGACGAUACCAUCAAUAUACGACGCCACGAAAUGGGGAACUGGACCAGACAUUCGCUCGGAAAGCCGGUGGUUCCAAGGACCACCAUUCCUCAAACAACCGGAAGGAAUUCUGGCCACGUGAAGCUGAACAGAUCAAUCCAACGGAGGAGGAGCUGAUCAAGGAGCAUAUGCCGUGUAAUCUUCACAAAAAAACAGAGCUGCUGGUGGUAGACGCCACUAAAUUCAGUAAAUGGGAGAAACUGCACGGCACCAUGUCAUAUGUACACCGGUUCAUCCAGAAUAUCCAACGAUCAAGGCGAAACGAAGAACAAAAGCUGGGAGCUCUGACGCAGGACGAAAUGGUUGUAGCCGAGAGAUCGUUGUGGAUACAAGCACAAGCAGAAUCCUUCGGCCCAGAAGUACAGUUGCUGAAGAAGACGAAAGGGAGAUCAGAAGAUAUCCAUGAAGUCCUACCGAAAUCGAGCCCACUGUACAAGAUGUGUCCGUUCAUUGACGACACGGGAGUGAUGCGGAAACGAAGUCGCUUGCAAAAUGCCGACUGGAUGGCGUUUCACACUAAGUAUCCGGUGAUACUUCCUCGUCAAAAUCGCAUAUCGUUUCUUCUUGUCGAUUAUUACCACCGUCGCCUGCAACACCGUAACCGCGAAACGGUAGUCAAUGAGAUGCGGCAGCUCUACGAGAUUCCACGUCUAAGGUCAGUGGUAUUUAAGGUCGUGGAUUCCUGUAUGACUUGCCGAAUUCGCAGAGCUGUUCCUAAUCCCCCGCCUAUGGCACCGCUACCCAAGGUUCGUGUCACGCCCUAUGUCCGACCGUUUACAUUCGUGGGUGUCGACUACUUUGGUCCAGUGUUAGUGAAAGUUGGGCGCAGCAACGUUAAGCGGUGGAUUGCACUUUUCACUUGCUUGACGAUUCGCGCGGUGCACCUUGAAGUUGUUCACAGUAUGUCCAAGGAAUCAUGCGUAAUGGCAGUGAGAAGGUUCGUGUCGCGACGUGGAGCACCGGUGGAAAUAUUCAGUGACAAUGGCACUAACUUUCUUGGCGCAAGUAAUCAACUGAAGCGAGAAGCUGAAGAGCUGGUUCAUCACCUAGCGUCUACAUUUACGAACACCACGACCCGUUGGUCGUUCAACCCGCCUGGAGCUCCUCACAUGGGAGGAGCUUGGGAAAGAAUGGUUGGAUCGGUAAAGGUCUCAAUCGAAGGUAUACUGGAGAAUCAGAGACGACCGGAUGAUGAGAUUUUGGAAACAGUGGUGAUCGAGGCAGAGGCUAUGAUUAAUUCGCGGCCGUUGACCUACAUACUGCUCGAGUCUGCUGAACAGGAAUCCCUAACUCCGAAUCACUUCUUACUAGGAAGCUCUAGCGGAGUGAAACAAAAGCCAGUGCUACCUACAGAAUAUCACGCGACGCUAAGAAACGGUUGGAAACUCGCCCAGUACCUGUCGGAUGGGAUUUGGAGGAGAUGGAUCAGGGAGUAUUUGCCAGACGGUCGAAGUGGUUCGAAGAAGUGA
Molecule: messenger RNA, 1950 nt
Organism: Aedes albopictus (Asian tiger mosquito)
Lineage: Eukaryota; Metazoa; Arthropoda; Insecta; Diptera; Culicidae
Exons: 2
Coding region: 1-1950 (649 amino acids)
Biological process (GO): DNA integration
Molecular function (GO): nucleic acid binding
Source: RefSeq, a predicted model, not a curated record